CGCUUUGAACGCAUUCUUUGCGUCGUAUGCUCCGUGCUUAGCGAUCCGAUUCUGCGCGAAGUGACCCCUGACCGGUGACCCAGUGAAGUGAUUGUGACAGUGAAGUGACCUAUGACUAAGUGAUUUACUUGACUUUUAAGGUAACGGAUUGUUUAUUAAGUGUGGAUUUUAAUUUUAAGAUAAGCGUACGCGCCAGAGCGCGUUGCGCCAACACAGGGGCACGGUCAUUGUGUGUGGGGCACGAGCUAUUAGCGGGCACGGUCAGUUGGGUGCGGGUAGUGGGGGCAUGGGGCGCGCGGCGCGGGCGGGAUGGCGGUGAGCUGCCCCGAGGUGAUGUACGGCGCGUACUACCCCUACUUGUACGGCCGCGGCGCCGCCAGAUCAUUCCACCACGCGCCGCACUUUCAGUACGAUCGGUUGAACGUCCAAAGUGCGACCAAUGCGGGGGACUACAGCGCGGCCGGUGCGCUUAGUACGGGCUCGGCAUCCUCCGGUGCGCACUCGCCCGCCUCGCCGCCACAUGCUCAUGGGCUCCAUACGGCCCACACAGCCCACGCAGCCCAUGCGGCCCAUACGGCACACGCGACUCACACGGCCCACCCAACGCACUCGGCCCAUUUGCACGCGCACCAUGCGCAUUCGCCAAGGUUGCGUACUAAGGAGGAGGAAGGAAGAGCUAGCGCCGAUGGCGGCGGCUCAUCCGAGUCAGAGGGCGAAUGUGCGGCGAUUGGGCGUGCACGUGCGCAGUACGUCAGCGCCAACUGCGUGGUCUUCACGCACUACUCAGGCGACGUUGCAGCGGUCGUCGACGAACACUUCGCUAGGGCCCUUUCCAUUGACAAGCCAAAAGAGGCUGUCCCGAUGGCAUCGCGCAACCUUCCCGCGUCGUUCUUCAACGCGGCGGCGUCGGCACCUUCGUGUUCAGGCCUUGAUCUCUACGAAUAUGACCCUUGGCAUCAACAUUAUGCUGGCUACGGUCACGCGGCUCACAGACACGCGGCAGAAUACCACGCGGCCGCAGCACACCACAACAUGGCGGCGGCAGGCUACGGCGGGCUGCUACUCGGCCGGGGCUCCCUCCACGCGCAGUACAAGCCCGUGGAGUGGGGACACGCGCAUCAUGCGCAGCAUCUCGACCCGGCUGCUUGCUCACCUUACUCCUACCCUCCACCUGGCCUGGAAGCACAAGUGCAGGACACGUCUAAAGACCUCUACUGGUUCUGAGCGACUACGACUGGUCGCAAGUCGCAGCGGCUGAUCGCAGAUAAGUCGUUAGUGUGGUGAAGUGCGCGACAAAGUGAACUAUGAAGGCUGUAAAAGACAUUAGUUUUAGCUUUAGUUUUGUGUUGUGUUCUCGCAUUUGAUUAUUGGUUUGCUAAUCG
This is a messenger RNA of Pieris napi, 1382 nucleotides long. RefSeq names its product protein vestigial (gene vg). Gene Ontology annotation, biological process: regulation of transcription by RNA polymerase II. Gene Ontology annotation, cellular component: nucleus. NCBI's taxonomy places the organism in Eukaryota, Metazoa, Arthropoda, Insecta, Lepidoptera, Pieridae. The record is from RefSeq and is a predicted model, not a curated record. Bases 310 to 1224 code for a protein of 304 amino acids. The transcript is spliced from 7 exons.